Messenger RNA from Abrus precatorius (Indian licorice), 2560 nucleotides. RefSeq lists its product as uncharacterized. Lineage: Eukaryota; Viridiplantae; Streptophyta; Magnoliopsida; Fabales; Fabaceae. The record is from RefSeq and is a predicted model, not a curated record. Gene Ontology annotation, molecular function: protein binding. The coding region runs from base 430 to 2454 and encodes 674 amino acids. The transcript has 2 exons.
AUCUGUUGGUCAUUUUCCUUUUGUCAUCUAACAUUCUGCCACAACUGUUUAUAGUUGGUAUCUUUUUCUUCCCUUCAGCAUUAUGCUUUUGCCACCAACUUCUGCUAGGAUCAAACACUUUAGCUUCAUGUUGGCCAAUUACAGCAUCCAACUUUUGUUUCCUUGUACUUCACUAUUCACAAGGUUAUCACCCUGAUCAGUCCUAGAAUUUUCAUUUUUCAACAACUUUUCAGUCCAAGAGAAUAAGAACAACUUCAUUCUUCUCUUAGUGGUGUGCUUUCACUUUUUGCUUUAUGGGGGGUGUCUCAAAGGUAAAAAGCCACUUAACUAUGCUGCUUGGAACUAGAAUUGAACAUAGUGGUAGUCAGUGAGUGAGUAAGUGUUCUUUGUUGUAAAAGGUCACCUCUAAUUUGUUGUUCUAGUGUUACCAUGCCUCCUUCUUACUUCCCUCUUCGUUGGGAGAGCACAGGGGAUCAGUGGUGGUAUGCAUCUCCUAUUGAUUGGGCUGCAGCAAAUGGACUAUAUGAUCUUGUCAUUGAGCUUCUUCACCUUGACACAAACCUUCUCAUUAAGCUCACUUCCCUUCGUAGGAUUCAUCGCCUUGAAACUGUUUGGGAUGAUGAGGCUCAGUUUGAGGAUGUUGCCAAGUGUCGUUCCAUGGUUGCAAGGAAUCUUCUGCAUGAGUGUGAGAGAGGAAGUGGGAACAACUCUCUCAUUGGUGCAGGGUAUGGUGGCUGGCUUCUCUACACUGCUGCUUCAGCUGGUGAUGUGGACUUUGUUAAUGAAUUGUUGGGGAGAGACCCCUUGUUGGUGUUUGGUGAAGGAGAGUAUGGUGUCACUGAUAUGCUCUAUGCUGCUGCUAGGAGCAAGAAGUCUGAGGUGUUUAAGAUUCUGUUUGAUUCUGCCCUCUCAAGAAAGGAGUGCCUUGGUGGUAGCAAUGAAGCAGAAUUGGAGGAAGGGGAGUUAGAUGGAGGUGCUUGGGUUUUCAAAAGGGACAUGAUGAAUAGGGCCAUUCAUGCUGCUGCUAGAGGAGGGAAUUGGGAAAUAUUGAAGCAGAUUCUAGCAAGUGUUUCUCAUAUUGUGUCAUACAGAGAUGCUCAAGGAUGUACAGUCCUGCAUGCAGCAGCUGGAAAAGGGCAGGUUGAGGUGGUGAGAAAUCUAAUUGUGUCAUGUGAUAUCAUAGAUUCAACUGAUGCUCAGGGCAAUACAGCAUUACACGUGGCUUCUUACAGAGGUUACUCACCUGUGGUAGAGGUUCUGAUUGAAGCAUCUUCCUCAUUAACAAUGUUAACCAAUCACUAUGGAGAUACUUUUCUUCACAUGGCAGUGGUUGGUUUUAGAAGCCCCGGUUUCUGUAGACUGGACAAGCACACUGAGCUCAUGAAGCAAUUGACAUGUGAAAAGAUUGUAAACAUGCAAGACAUCAUCAAUGUCAGGAACAAUGAUGGAAAAACAGCUCUUCAUGUUGCUAUUAUUCAUAACAUUCAAUGUGAUGUAGUGGAACUAUUGAUGUCUGUUCCAUCAAUUGAUUUGAACGUUCGUGAUGCUGAUGGAAUGACCCCUUUGGAUCAUCUAAAGCAAAGACCAGUAUCAGCAUCUUCUGAAAUUUUAAUCAAGCAGUUGAUUUCAGCUGGAGGGAUCUCUAAUUGUCAAGAUUCCAUCGCAAGAAAUGCUCUUGUUACUCAUCUGAAAACUCAUGACAUUGGAGCGAGUCCUGGAACAUCAUUUAGAAUAUCAGAUUCUGAGAUAUUGUUGUACACAGGCAUUGAAAAUUCAUCUGAUGCCAAUUAUGAUCAGGCAAGUGUAGAAUCAAAUUCAUGGGCAAGUGAAAUAAACAAUCAUGAUUCAGCCAAUUCCCAAAGUAACAGUAAGUCUAGUUCUUUCAAUUAUGCUGCAAGGCGAUUAAAGCUUCUACUUCAGUGGCCUAGUAGAAGAGACACAAAAGAAACAGCCUCAGAAUUGGAAGAUGAUGCUUCUGUGAAUUCUUUCAGUUCAAGGAAAAACUUCGAUGACUUUCCAAUCCCGUUAAGGCAAAGAUACUCUGAAAUGUGUUGUCUUCCAAACAACAAAAGAACACUAUCUAUAAGGACUUAUGCUCCAAGCCCAUUAGCCAAAAAGUAUUUUACCGCAGGCCUAAUGCAAGGUGUGAUUAAGGUAAAGCCACAUGUGCCUCUUCCUACUCAUUCAACUUCUAGUUCUUCUCAAGUGUUCUCUAUCUCUUCUCAUUCUUCAAAUAAUAAACCAAAACGUGUUGAUACAAUGGGACCCUCUUGCUCCAAUCGACCAAUUGAUGAUGGUGGCACCAUACAGUUGAACUACAAGCAAAGCUCUUUCAAUAAGAAAUUGAUGAACCGAUAUUUUUCUUUUGGAGCACAAGGCCAGGCUUUGGAAGAUGCAAAUAGCUGCACAAUGUCAAAUCCAAGCUCUAAGCGUUUUAGUUCUUUAGUUGCAUAGAUGUUAUAUAUGAGCCAUUUUGUAUGAAAGAAUCUAUUCUUCUUUUUCAAGGAUUAACAUGUUCAGAUUAUACAUUUGGGAAUAAAAUGGUACUGAACAUUUUAUA